Trematosphaeria pertusa is the source of this 1653-nucleotide messenger RNA. Its product is annotated as Flavocytochrome c. Gene Ontology annotation, molecular function: oxidoreductase activity; FMN binding. Bases 191 to 1597 code for a protein of 468 amino acids. Lineage: Eukaryota; Fungi; Ascomycota; Dothideomycetes; Pleosporales; Trematosphaeriaceae. The transcript has a single exon. The record is from RefSeq and is a predicted model, not a curated record.
CCUGACUUUGGCUUGACGACCUCGGAAUGCUUACAUCUCCAACACCGACUAACACGACUUCAGGAUACAUAUUCCAUCGAUUCUUCUGCCCCUGAUGAGAAUGAGCCGGACGCGGAUACUAACGCUUUUCUCGCUUGGCUGCUUUGGACUCUUGACAGCUUACCUUUACGCUCGUCUUCCGUCUACCGAGAUGCCGCCCUCGACGCCACCACAGACCACCGCCAUAAUCGUAGGCUCAGGCCUCGCAGGGCUCUCCGCAGCCAGCCAGCUGGUAGCCCACAAUGUGCCUGUUCGGCUUCUCGAACGCGCAGCAAAACCCGGUGGGAACUCCAUCAAGGCCUCCUCCGGCAUCAACGGUGCACCAACAAAGUACCAACCUCCUUCCCUACACGACGAUGCCUUCUACUCCGAUACCGUUCAUUCUGCGGGUAAAGCUAUGCUCUCUUCCACCACCCACCGGGAAAAGCUCAUCAGCACCUUGACAAAUUCCUCCAAGGACGCCGUCGAAUGGCUCGUCGAAAAGAAAGGCAUCGAUCUCAGCGUCGUCGCCAUUUUGGGCGGCCACACCUACCCGCGCACCCACCGCGGCGCCGGGCAAACACCCCCCGGUUUCGCCAUCGUAAACACGCUCCUUACCUCGCUCAAGCAAUCCUCCAUCUUCCACCUCCAGACUUCCUGCACCGUUACCAAAGUGCUCCAGUCCGAGCACCGCGUCACGGGCGUCGAGUAUGCGUGCGAAGACGGCAAGAAGGAAGAGGUCCACGGUCCAGUUAUCUUUGCAGCCGGUGGCUUCGGCGGCGAUGCUGAAGGGCUACUAGCAAAAUACCGCCCCGAUCUCAAAGGGUAUCCUUCCACGAACGACCCCCGGCCUGGCACUCAGCCCCUUCUCACAGCCGUCGGCGCGCAGCUCAUCGACAUGGAACUCGUCCAAGUCCACCCAACAGGCUUCGUGGACCCGGCCAAUCCCUCUUCACCCCUGAAAUUCCUCGCCGCCGAAGUGCUGCGAGGUGAAGGCGGUCUUCUCCUCCUAAACGGGAAGCGUUUCUUCGAUGAACUAGAGACGCGGGAAAAUGUGACCAAAGUCAUCACAGCUACACCGCCUACUUCGACAUCGCCGAAGCAGUGGACAGUUCAGCUCGUGCUGGACGAGGGUGUGUACAAGGCCGCGAAAUCCCACAUCGACUUCUACAUCUUCAAGGGCUUGAUGAAGAAAACCACCAUCUCGGAGCUGGGAACCGAAGCGCUAGCAUCCAUUCAACAGUACGCGGAUGCCGCCGCAGGGAAGGAGAAAGAUCCAUUCGGACGGUCGUCCUUCGCGAACUGGACGCUCACCUCACCUACCCCAGACUCCACCGUCUACGUGGGCACGGUAACCCCCGUGGUCCACUUCACCAUGGGCGGCGUGCUCAUAAACGAGAAAGCGGAAGUUAUCCGCCAAGAUGAUGGCCCGAUCGAGGGGCUGUGGGGCGCGGGGGAGGUCACGGGCGGUGUGCAUGGUGGGAACCGGUUGGGUGGGAGUUCGCUGUUGGAAUGCGUGGUGUAUGGAAGGAUUGCGGGCGAUCAGGUUGCGCAGUAUGUUGAUAGCCACAAGAAGUGAGAUAGUUGUAGACGAUUGGAUAAUUAAAAUUGCUUCUUGGGUAUAUCAGGACGGAU